Molecule: messenger RNA, 2365 nt
Organism: Catharus ustulatus (Swainson's thrush)
Lineage: Eukaryota; Metazoa; Chordata; Aves; Passeriformes; Turdidae
Gene: PRPS1
Product: phosphoribosyl pyrophosphate synthetase 1
Exons: 7
Coding region: 170-1126 (318 amino acids)
Biological process (GO): ribonucleoside monophosphate biosynthetic process; 5-phosphoribose 1-diphosphate biosynthetic process; purine nucleotide biosynthetic process
Cellular component (GO): ribose phosphate diphosphokinase complex; cytoplasm
Molecular function (GO): ATP binding; magnesium ion binding; ribose phosphate diphosphokinase activity
Source: RefSeq, a predicted model, not a curated record
GCAGGCGGGAAGGGGUAAGAUGGCGGCGUAGAGGCGGUUGGUGUGACCUGCUCCUACUGUGCCGCGUCCUCGCAGGAGGCGGGCGGGUCCCCGCGCGGCAGCCGCGGGCGCUGCGUGGCGGAGCGACGAGGAGGAGGAGAAAAAGGGCGCCUCUGCUGCAGCCGCCGCCAUGCCCAACAUCAAGAUCUUCAGCGGGAGCUCGCACCAGGACCUGUCCCAGAAGAUCGCCGACCGCCUGGGCCUGGAGCUGGGCAAGGUGGUCACCAAGAAGUUCAGCAACCAGGAGACAUGCGUGGAAAUAGGCGAGAGUGUUCGUGGGGAGGACGUCUACAUUGUGCAGAGUGGCUGUGGGGAAAUCAAUGACAAUCUGAUGGAGCUCCUCAUCAUGAUCAAUGCCUGUAAGAUUGCUUCAGCCAGCAGAGUCACAGCUGUCAUCCCCUGCUUUCCUUACGCCCGGCAGGACAAAAAGGACAAGAGUCGAGCUCCAAUCUCUGCCAAGUUGGUUGCAAACAUGCUGUCUGUGGCAGGUGCAGAUCAUAUAAUCACCAUGGACCUGCAUGCAUCUCAGAUUCAGGGUUUUUUUGAUAUCCCUGUUGAUAAUUUAUAUGCUGAGCCUGCUGUACUGAAAUGGAUCAAAGAGAAUAUUCCAGAGUGGAAGAACUGCACCAUUGUUUCACCAGAUGCUGGUGGAGCCAAGAGAGUGACCUCCAUUGCAGAUCGGUUGAAUGUAGACUUUGCCCUCAUUCACAAGGAGCGCAAGAAGGCCAACGAGGUCGAUCGCAUGGUGCUGGUGGGGGACGUCAAGGACAGAGUGGCCAUCCUGGUAGAUGACAUGGCAGACACGUGUGGCACCAUCUGCCAUGCUGCAGACAAGCUUGUGUCAGCUGGAGCCACCAAAGUUUAUGCCAUCUUAACUCACGGGAUCUUUUCUGGGCCAGCAAUUUCCCGGAUCAACAAUGCCUGCUUUGAGGCAGUUGUAGUCACAAACACAAUACCCCAGGAGGACAAGAUGAAGCAGUGCCCUAAAAUCCAGGUGAUUGACAUCUCAAUGAUCCUUGCAGAGGCCAUCAGGAGGACUCAUAAUGGGGAAUCUGUUUCCUACCUAUUCAGCCAUGUCCCUUUAUAACAACAGAUGUCAGCUGCUGCUUGUAUGGCUUUUUUUUUUAAAACCAAAAGUUGUUCAGCUUGUUGUAAAGUUCAGUAGAAGACUCUGCUUGUUCCAGUGCAGCUCUCCACAGCUCCUGCUUAAGUCAGGCUUACUGGCUCUGUUCCCAACACUGGGAGGCUGGAGGGGGAAAGCUCAUGUCUGUAACAGCCAACUCCACCAGCACCCCUGUGCAUGGAGCUGAUCAGUAGCACUGACUCAAUUCUGCAGGUCUGUGGAGAGCAGGACUGACACAUGGCUAAUUGCCACAAUUAUUUUGAGGGGGGGAGGGAGAGGGUUUGUCUGUGGGCAGGGUUAGAUGAUCUGGCAUGCGCACCCUAAAUUGUUUGGGAAGUAGAGCUCCCUAGGACAUGUUGAUCUGGAUCUACAGCAAGAGCCCAAGAGACUGCUGGCUGUCUUACCACUCUGUACCUGACACAGCCUUUGGAGAGUGCUGGGGAAGGCUUGUGUCUUGGCCAAGCUCGACCCUUGGUGAAGCCCUGGGAGACACCUAGGAGGUACUGCUACAGCUUCCUCCCAUGAAAGGAGAUCAGUGUAGCUUGCAAACUUGAAUUCCUCUUAAUUGUUGAUGAAAUUAAAUGCCCUUUAGUGUGCUACACAGCAAAGUGAGGGUGAGAGCAGAGUCUGUGCAGUGCUGUGUUAGCCUGGUGGGGAAGAUGCAUCCUGCACAAGUGUUCUGUUCCAAAAACUCUGACAUAGAGAACUUGUGGUUGUGUGCUUUGGUUUCUAGUGCAGGCUAAAACCAGCUUCUUAAUUUUACAGCUUCCUGUUAGCCUUGCUAGCUAGAGGACUGCUGUCAUGUACUGCAGCUGCACCUUGACCUGCUGUGCAACCCCCUGACCCUUUUUUUACCAGUGCAGUGGUAAACAGAGCCUCUUUAUCCUACAGCAGCAGGGUUGUUGCAUCUAGCAAAUGCCUGCUCAGACACUGGGGUGACCUGAAACACAACAGCUUUGUGUCCAGCUGGCUCAGCCUCUCAUUCAUUGCCUGUUACAGUCCUGUUAUCCUGGAAGUUACUGACACUUUGUCCUGCUCAUUGUUUGCCUUUCCCUGAAAGCAUUGCUUCUUGCAAAAUACCUUAAGCCAAGGAGCACUGCAGCUCACAGGACAGCAAAACCUGAAGGAACCCUUGGAGUGGGUCCAAUGCUUCUCAGAAGUGUUUAUGGCAAUGGGUUGAAGAGGCUGGUGAUACAUAAUACU